Molecule: messenger RNA, 1125 nt
Organism: Aspergillus fischeri NRRL 181
Lineage: Eukaryota; Fungi; Ascomycota; Eurotiomycetes; Eurotiales; Aspergillaceae
Product: aldo/keto reductase
Exons: 1
Coding region: 1-1125 (374 amino acids)
Molecular function (GO): oxidoreductase activity
Source: RefSeq, a predicted model, not a curated record
AUGUCAGUCGCAGGAAGUCAGUAUGUCUUGCAGACAGGGCUGGCAUCCGGCAUGUCCGCUACAGAAGGGCCAAUGCACUCGCCACACCCGAAUCCCGUCGACCCCAAGAUGAGCGAGGAGUCUUAUGUGUUGCCCAGUGAGAUCAUACCAGACUCGAGGGCACGAAUCACACUGCGAGGAAAGGCCCACGAUGUUCUAGUGCCCUAUAUAUGCAUCGGUGCCUGGUCCUGGGGCGAUAAAGCCACGUGGAAAUACGAUGCAGAACGUGACCUUCCGAGGAUCCGAGCCGCUUGGUCGAAGUUGCGACAGGUCGGGUUAACUUUUGUUGACACGGCCCCUGCGUAUGGCGACGGAGACAGCGAGCGUAUCUGUGGCCAGCUGUUCAAGGACAUGAGGCGGGAGGAAUUCAUCAUACAGACAAAGUGGAUGUCAUGGCCUGACCCGACAAACGUCUUUCUCCAAUCGCACGGCCCGGAAAACAAACUCAGAAGCUCGUUGGAGAGGCUUGGCCUUGAAUAUGUGGAUGUCUACCUUGUCCAUGGACCAACUCACCUUAGCAUGAUACCGACUGUCGCGCAGGGUCUUGCGGACUGCGUCAACAGUGGGUUGGCACGGACCGUUGGCGUUGCCAAUUAUGAUAAAGACGAUAUGAUCAAAAUGGCCAAUGAGCUCGACAAGCAUGGCGUCCCCCUGGCGACCAAUCAAUGCGAGUACUCCGUUAUUAGAAGACAUCCAGAAGUUCAUGGAUUGAUCCGCGAAUGCCGCCAGAGAGGAAUCGUCUUCCAGGGAUAUGCAUCGCUGGGAGAGGGCCGCCUGUCGAACAAGUACUCUCGAUUCCAUGAGCCUCCGCGGACGUAUCGUUUCAGUAGCUAUCCCAUGCAUAUGCUUGAGCCAACCCUGAACGUGCUUGAGCAAAUCGCUGAAGAAAGGCGUGUCCCUGUGGCCGCUGUGGCAUUGAAUUUCAGUAUCAACAAGGGAGUUCUUCCUCUGGUGGGAAUUCGGAGUGGUGAGCAAGCGGAGCAGGACAUGCAGGCUCUAGGCUGGCGCCUGACACCAGACGAGAUGCGACGGAUUGAGGCUGUCAGUAUCGAGGGACAUACCACGGUACUGUGGCAGCAUGGUUAG